Molecule: messenger RNA, 525 nt
Organism: Penicillium brevicompactum
Lineage: Eukaryota; Fungi; Ascomycota; Eurotiomycetes; Eurotiales; Aspergillaceae
Gene: encC
Product: anthrone oxygenase encC
Exons: 2
Coding region: 1-525 (174 amino acids)
Source: RefSeq, a predicted model, not a curated record
AUGAUAUCCUCCGACGGACUGGCAAAAAUCACUGCCAUAGGCGGCGCCUUCUGGCUGUCUGGAAAGAUUUCCGCCUACAGCUUAGUCGCAUUGCCGGCAAUGCUUCUAGCCAAAUCUGAGGAUGAUGUAUCUUCUGACGCAAUCUUGAAAGUGUGGCGGCGACUAUAUGAAUAUGGCCACGCCUACGGCCCGAAGCUGGCCGCUGUUACUUCCACUGCUUUUGCAUACCUGGCAUGGUCUGCUAGCGGUACGCGCGCUAUUUCACGUACUCCGAUGAUUAUGCACACCGCUGCUGCAUCACUGGUUCUUGGAAUUGUUCCCUAUACGAUUAUCUUUAUCAGCCCCACCAAUGAUCGGCUUUCAGCCAGGGCUGCCCGCAUAGAUGACUUGAAGGCUGCCUCUUCGAGCCAAUCAGAUGAGAAGAGCGAUGAACAGCUCCUCAACCGUUGGGUGGUGCUGAAUGGUAUCAGAGGCUUGCUGCCCUUGGCGGGCGGUGCUCUGGGUCUCUUGACCGCUAUCAACUGA